Acanthosepion pharaonis is the source of this 1029-nucleotide messenger RNA. NCBI's taxonomy places the organism in Eukaryota, Metazoa, Mollusca, Cephalopoda, Sepiida, Sepiidae. The record is from the annotation of a GenBank genome assembly.
AUGUUUCUUCUUCUUCUUCUUCUUCUUCUUCUUCAUCUUCUUCUUCGUCUUCUAAAUUCUUCUUCUUCUUCAUCUUCUUCGUCUUCUAAAUUCUUCUUCUUCUUCUUUCUCUUCAUCUUUUUUCUUCUUCUUCAUCUUCGUCUACUAAAUUCUUCUUCUUUCCCCUCUUUUUCUUUUUCUUCUUCUUCAUUUUCGUUUCUCUUUUUUUUUUUUUCAAUCGUGCAUUUAUUUUUCUUCUUUUUUUACUCAUUCUCUCUACAUCUGUCUACUUUCUUUUCUUCUCUUCUCUUUUUCAUAUUUAUCUUUCUUCCUUCCUCCUUCUCUUUGCGUUUGCCCCUUUUCUUUAUUUCCUCUUUCUCUUUGAAGUUUUCAUUCCUCUUUCGUUCCUUCUCCUCAUCUUAUUUGUCUUUCUUCCUUCUUUUCUCAUUCUCUUUCUUUCUUCUUUCCUACUGCUCUUUACCUUUGUCUCUCCUCCCUCUUUCCACUUCCUCUGUGUUUGUCCUUCUUCUUUCUUUUAUAAUGCUCUUUGCGCUUUUCUAUCUUCUUUCUUUCAUCCCUCGUUUCGUAUUUGUUUUUUCUAACUUCUUUCCUCUUUCUUUUUACAUCUGCUUUUCUUUCUUUUCUUUUCUGCUCCUUCUCUUUGCAUUUCUUUUUCUUUUUUCUUUCCAACUCAUUUUAGUACUUUCCCUCGUUCCUUUCCUUCCUUCCUUCGUUCCUUCCUUUCUUCCUUGUGUUUGUUUUAUUUUCAUCAUUCACCUAUUCUACUCUUCGUGUUUGUCUCAUUUUCUUCUUUCCUCUUCUUUUGCGUCUGUUCUUCUUCAUUCUUCCCUACGAUUCUUUACUUUUCCCGUUCCUCUUACUUUUUUCCUUUUCAUAUUUGUCUGUCUUUCUUUCUUUCUUUCUUUCUUUCUUUCUUUCUUUCUUUCUUUCUUUCUUUCUUUCUUCAUUGUCUUUGUCUCCUUUGUUUCUUCUAUUUUUUCCCCUGCCUUUCUUUUUGCAUUUGUUUUUCUUCCAUCUUUCUCUACUUGA